Molecule: messenger RNA, 390 nt
Organism: Fonsecaea monophora
Lineage: Eukaryota; Fungi; Ascomycota; Eurotiomycetes; Chaetothyriales; Herpotrichiellaceae
Exons: 2
Coding region: 1-390 (129 amino acids)
Source: RefSeq, a predicted model, not a curated record
AUGGGCUUGAAGAUCACUCGCCUCUUCCUCAGCGCGUACUGCGAUAUCAGCAUGUCCGUCAACACCCAUCCCUUACCCGAGCCGUCCUCGGCCUCGAUCCCUGGUGGGUGGGUGGUCGUGACGGCCACGAGCCAUGUCGACAGAUACUGGCACAAAAUUCCCGUCCGCUGGCGAUCCUGCUCGACCAUGGAUACCACCACCGCCGCCGCCGCCGCCGACCUGUCCUUUCUCUGCACGGACGGGACAAAUCUCAACUUGCCUGUUCCUCUCCAGCACAGCCGCAGCUGUCUGAUCCUCGAGUAUCCCGACUUUGUCCUGAAAGAUCCCGCGGAUUUCCGGUCCUCCCUCCCGAACCUAUCACGAACCACGAUCGAGUCGCACCCGGCAUAG